This is a messenger RNA of Oldenlandia corymbosa var. corymbosa, 2174 nucleotides long. Lineage: Eukaryota; Viridiplantae; Streptophyta; Magnoliopsida; Gentianales; Rubiaceae. The record is from the annotation of a GenBank genome assembly.
UCUGCAUUACAUAGCUGAAACAAAAUAAAGCUAAAAUCAAUCUAAUCCAGUUAAUUUGCUAAUUCAACAAAGACAUAUAAUCACAAAUUAAGGUCAAUUACAGCUAAACCAUAGAGAUACACGCACUUCCCCAGUGAAACUGAAGUUGGUUGGAAAGAAGGACCAUCGAUUAUCACAUGCCAUAACCAUUUGUUCAAAUAACUGAACCAUUUUUUUUCUAAAGUAAUAAAAAUGACAGAAAGCAAGAACAAAAGUGACAGCUACAUUCAACUUUUUGUGUGUGGUCUUAUUUUCCUACGUCUAUUUCAAAAUAAAAUUAUUAUUUAUUGAAAUUUCACGUAUAGCCAAACAUUAGUCUUAAUUGACUACAAUUCAGAAUAAUACCCUUUUUAUCUAAAAAAUAUAUAUAUAUUUUAUCAUAGUGUUUUAGUUCAAGAAAUUGACGGUUUUAUUUGUGAGCGGAGGGAGUAUUAUUUAAGGCUCAAACGUAUAGCUAUUUCCUCAAACAAGUUUAUCUAGACCCCUGCAUCUUGAAUACAUAUUGAUUGAAGAAGAUGGCAAGCGAUUCUUCUGCUGCUUCUUCCAGUUUCAAAAGGCUGGAAGGUAAAGUGGCAAUCAUAACCGGUGGAGCAAGCGGAAUCGGAGAAUUCACGGCCAAACUUUUCGCCAAACACGGUGCAAAAGUCGUCAUAGCCGACAUCCAAGACGACCGUGGUCAAUCCAUUUGCGAGAAAACUGAUGCCGUCGCGAUAUCCUACGUCCACUGCGACGUAACGAAAGAAUCCGACGUGAAAAACGUAGUUGACGUGACGGUUUCAAAGUACGGGAAGCUAGACAUAAUGUUUAGCAACGCCGGGAUUUCGGGGGAUUUUUCCGACAAGUUGAUCGCCGAUGCUGAACUCGAAAACGUUCAAAGGGUUAUCGAUGUGAAUCUUGUAGGUGCCAUUUUUUGCGCUAAACACGCGGCGCGAGUUAUGAUCCCGAUGAAAAUGGGUAGUAUUAUUUUCACUUCUAGCGCAAUUUCGGUGUGUCAAGUUGUUGUUUCUCAUACAUAUGCAGCAACAAAGCAUGCGGUUGUGGGAUUGACUAAGAAUUUGUGUGUGGAGUUAGGGGAACAUGGGAUUAGAGUGAAUUGUGUUUCUCCAUUUUCUGUGGCAACCCCUUUGACUAUGGCAGGUGCUCAAGUAAUGUUGCCUGGUUGGGACAAGAAUAAGAUGGAGGAAUUUGUUAGCCAAGUAGGGAAUUUGAAGGGUGUGAGAUUGGAAGAGGAUGAUAUUGCCAAUGCAGCUCUGUAUCUAGCAAGUGAUGAAUCUAAGUAUGUGAGUGGGUUGAAUCUUGUGGUUGAUGGUGGAUAUAGCACUACUAAUGUUGCUAUGUUGGAAGGCUUCAAGAAACUCAUUUCUUGAAAUUAAUCAUAAAUUUCUCCUCUUUCAUAAGAAUUCUGUGGGAAGAAAAUUUUGCUACGAAUUUAUGGCAUCAUUGAUUAAUUAGCUUCUUCCGUUCUUUAGCUCCUUUGAAUGUGAAGAUUUUAGAUGACACGCCAAUGUGAUUAUGCAUUUUGAUUGUGUUUGGUUUCGUCAUGACCGCAAUAUAACUUUGUAUUCUUAAUCAUUGAGAAAUAAGAAAAAAGAUCUUUGUAUUUUAUUUCAUUAUUUGUGGUGAAUAUGUUAUUCUAGAUUUUUCAACAUUUGAGUGAUGAAAUUCUGCAACUAGUCUCAUUCCACCAAACGCAUUUUUACUCAUCAUCAUUCCAAUUGGAAAAUUAUGUUAGCUAUGAAACCAUUGUUAUUAUUAUUGAUGUGUUUUAUUUAGUUCAACUACGGAAAAUUUUCCUAUGACCUUUUCGCAUUUUUCACCUACAUAAAAGAACCAUACUUUUCUUCGAUCUUGUAUAACUUUGAUGUUACUUGGAAAAUGGGUCAACAGUACAUGAAGGUGUCGGUGAGAAUGUAUACCUUACGUUUAUUAAUUUGUCAAAAACUUUCAGAUUUUGCCUUCUAUUGUAGCGAAGUCCUUAUACUAAAAAAUUUUGUCUUUUUAUGAUACGUUUAGAUAUACCACACGUAUCAAUAUUUUGUGAAAUUUGUGAACAAAAGAAAUUAUAAAUAAACUUUGCCUCCCAUUGUAGUGAAGUCUCUAAACACAGAUUGCUCAAUUAACCACCCAGUAGUAUU